Molecule: messenger RNA, 1237 nt
Organism: Hibiscus syriacus
Lineage: Eukaryota; Viridiplantae; Streptophyta; Magnoliopsida; Malvales; Malvaceae
Exons: 2
Coding region: 44-595 (183 amino acids)
Source: RefSeq, a predicted model, not a curated record
UGAUGGUCGAAGUGGUUUUCCUCCUUUUGGUUCUGGAUAGGGCAUGAACUUUGAGCCAGGGUUAAACCCAAGUUUUGGAAAUGGUGCAAGUUUUAGUAGUAAUAUGAACUAUGGACGGGGAUUGAGCCCUUACUAUAUUGGUAAUACAAACAGAUUCGGUAGUCCUUUUGGGUAUGAUGGAAGUAGUGGAGGUAAUACUUCCUUUUUCAGCUCAGUGUCCCAGAACCUUUGGGGAAAUGGGGGACUCAAUUAUUACACAAAUACUGCUAGUUCCAAUGCAUAUACAGGAUCUGGAAAUGGGAGUAUAGGAGGAAGUGCCUUUGGAAAUAGUGGAAUUAAUUGGAGUUCUGCAAUUGCUGGUCAAGCUGGAGGGAAUAAUGUUUCUAGCAAUAGUGUGAAUUUCGGGUAUGGAAGUGGUGAUAACAGCUUUGAGUUAGGGACAACAGGGUAUGGGAGAAAUAAUGGGAUCAAUGUGGUGCCAGCAUCAUCUGCAUAUGUGGCAUCAAAUGCUGGUUAUGAUGGAGCCUUUGCAGAUCUCUAUAGUGGUGCUUCAGUUUAUGGGGAUAACACUUGGCUAUCAUCAGCAUCUGAGUGAGAUGGUUCUGGUUCCUUUGGCUAUGGACUUAGUAGUGCCACUUCUGAUGUUUCGGGUAAAAGUUCUCCCGGUUAUGUUGGUGGUUAUAGUGUUAAUAAGAGACAAACAAAUAGAGGAAUUGCUACCUAGGAGAUUACUUUUGUUAUUGCAAAAUACUGUAGAUGAAGGCAACUUGUAAGGCAAGUGAUCUGUGAAUUCUGCACACUUCCCUCAUUAAAAGAAAGUUGGUUAUCUAGAGCUAACUGGAGUGGCUUUUUUUCGGGAUAACAAUAUAAUUAGAGUUAGAGAUCACAAUGAAUUUUGUGUUGAAGGCUUGAAUUCUGAGUUGGUGUUUUAGGGUUCAGUUUUUCGUAUUCGAGUGAGAUGUAAAAUCAGAUUCCGGGAUAUAGUCAGAAAAUGUAUCACGCCUCUCAUGUAAGGCGGUGAUGCAUAACGAUAUAGAUUAUAUGUUGUGUUACGGCUCUGGCAAAAGCGUGGGUUCUUGUCAGGCAUGCUUUGUUUUGUUUUUGUUAUCGUAUCCGGGUUUGUCUCUCGGCCAAAAUGUAGCUGAGAGACCCUUUGUUCAUUUAUUAGUGAAAACAUUGAAAGGGUUACCCAUAUAGGGUCCCUCAAAAUAAGUUACAAACGUAUGCUCAUUCUUUC